Peromyscus leucopus (white-footed mouse) is the source of this 1692-nucleotide messenger RNA. Its product is annotated as X-linked lymphocyte-regulated protein 3A-like. Lineage: Eukaryota; Metazoa; Chordata; Mammalia; Rodentia; Cricetidae. Gene Ontology annotation, cellular component: synaptonemal complex. The record is from RefSeq and is a predicted model, not a curated record. Gene Ontology annotation, biological process: meiotic cell cycle; spermatid development. Bases 13 to 702 code for a protein of 229 amino acids. The transcript is spliced from 7 exons.
AAGACUCUAGCCAUGUCAAGCAGGGAAAGGAAAGCCACUGACAGUGCUGGCAUGCGCCCAAGGCUGGAUCCAAAUCUCACAUCAGAUGACACCCAGAACCCAGAUGCAAUCACCCCAGUGGACAAAGGAGUCAUUGAUGUCAGUAGUGAGGACAUUACUUCCUCUGGAAAAGAAGGGCAACAGGCCAGGAAGGAAAUACAGGAUUUAUUUGAAGAAUGUGAAGAGCCCAUUAAGAACUUUCUUCAAGGAGACAGAGAAAGAUUCACAGCGAUCAUCAUGGCGUCUUUUGAAACCAUGGAGCAGAAAGUUGAGGAUGUCCUAAAAAUCCAGUGCGAACAAAGGCAGAAACUUUACCAAGACUAUUCUCUUCAGAUUAUGAAUUUGAAUAGGAAGUUAUCCAUGGAUGCAGAUCAAGUCAAGAAACAGGCAGAAAAACUCUCCAAUAUGUUUAAGGAGCAACGAAAAUUUAUUCAUCAGUCUCUGAUUCUUCAGAAGAAGAGAAUGGAAGGCUUUAAAUCACUGUGUGAACAAUACUUGGAGAAACUUGAGUUACUGAGGGAUUCUCGGGGAAAUUCUGUGGCUGAAGAGCUGAGACGUCUAAUAGCCACCUUGGAAAUAACACUUCUGAUGGUGAAUGUAAGUACUCAGUCUUUCACGUCGAAAAUGAUGAUCGACGAGCACUACUUAUUUUAUCCCAUUUAAUAUGUCCUUGUACUUAACAGCGCCAGCAAGAGAGUGCUGCUGCUCAACAGUCUCUCCUGGAUCUGUUAUUCUCAUAAUACUUUGAGGAAACGAAAGUCGAUAGAAGGGGAGCGGUUGUUUCAUGGAAAUUCGCUGGGUGAAGCUCAUUGACGUUUGCAGCUUCAGUGACUACAUCUUCUUGCGUUCCCCUGUUCCUAAAGAUAAGCCCAAAUAAGCCCAAGGAUUUGUGUGACAGUAGUCCAAAGAUGUCUGUAUCAACCUCCAGCCCUCGGAAGUAAUGGCAAGGUUUUCUUUUCUUGGUAGCAUCAUAAUUAACAGUUAGCACUGCGUUGAUGUCGAUACAGUGGGGUCUCAUACCUCAGCAUCACUUUCAGGAAUCAGAAGGCACAAGAGUGGUCCAUCCCUGUCAUCUUCAGAGAAAUAAUUAAAGAAGACACACUCUUGCCAUUACAUCCUGCUAUUAAAUUUGUUCAGUCAUGGAGCCUAUGGGAAUGACCAUAACCUUCCAAAGGGAAUGUGCCCUGUAUACUUCAUAAAAGACUGUGCCCCAGAAUUAGUUAAACUGGUAGAAUUCAUUAAACCUCCCGAGUAAGAAAGAUGUGAGUAUUGUGACAUAAGUUUGUGAAACUGUCACUUUCAGACAAAAUUUACAAGGUCUUUCAAUUAAAUGGGGUCUGCUACCCAAUGUCAUCUGCCUGUCACAUCUUAAGAGUUGAUCCUUAGCACCUGUACAGCUCAGUUCCUCAUAGUUUAUGUAUUUCGUCCUUUGCAUGGAUAGGAAUAACUAGGAAUGUUUUGUUUUUCAAAUUUAUUGUGCACGUAGUAUGUGAGCAUCAGUGAUAUACUGAGGUCUUCUGUACAGUUAAAGCUCUUGUCCUGUGAUUUCCUUUGUGUAUACACACACACACACACACACACACACACACACACACACACACACACACCAUGGGAAAUCUUUACUUGGAAACAUUUGAUUUAAUAAACAUGAAA